This is a messenger RNA of Fusarium coffeatum, 1230 nucleotides long. RefSeq lists its product as uncharacterized. Bases 1 to 1230 code for a protein of 409 amino acids. Lineage: Eukaryota; Fungi; Ascomycota; Sordariomycetes; Hypocreales; Nectriaceae. The transcript has 3 exons. The record is from RefSeq and is a predicted model, not a curated record. Gene Ontology annotation, molecular function: oxidoreductase activity; FMN binding.
AUGACAGACUUCUUACUCUCUCAACCAUUCAAGCUACCAUGCGGUCUCACCCUGCCCAAUCGUCUCGCAAAGGCGGCUCUGGCAGAAGAAAUCGCAGAUUGUCAACAUCUUCCUACAACAACAGCAUUAGAAAAUGCAUACGGCGCCUGGGCUGAUGGAGGUUGGGGAAUGGUCAUGACCGGUAAUGUCCAAGUUGACGAGAAGUAUCUCGGUGGACAUCGUGAUUUGGCUGUUAGCUCUGAUCUUUCCGAGGAAAAGGUCCUGGAGGCUUAUAAGAAGUUUGUGGGAAUUAUGCGACGAAAGGGGACACCGGCGAUUAUGCAGAUUAACCAUCCUGGUCGACAAUCACCUCUUGGAGCUGGCAAGAAGGCGUUUAUGGAUAAGAAUCUUGCUCCUAGCCCUAUCCAGCUGAAUAUGGGCGAUGAUUUUCUUGCCAAGAUUAUUACGAACGUUGUUUUUGGUACACCGAAGGAAAUGUCUCUCGAAGAGAUUGAAGAUGUUGUCCAGAGCUUCGCCAGGACAGCUCGACUCGCGUCUCAAGCCGGCUUUGACGGUGUUGAAAUUCACGCUGCGCAUGGUUAUCUUCUCUCUCAGUUCAUGUCAGAGAAGAGCAACAAGCGAACGGACCAGUACGGAGGAUCGCCUGCUGCACGAGCGAAAAUCAUCGUUGACGUCGCAAAGGCUAUUCGUGCUGCGACACCGGCGGGUUUCUGCGUUGGAUUAAAGUUCAACUCUGCGGAUCACCAGUCUCCUAAGGAGCUUGAAGAGGUUCUCGAACAGAUUACGCUUAUUGCUGAGGUUGGCCUUGACUUUUUGGAAGUCAGUGGUGGAAGUUACGAGAACCCAUCCAUGUUCACAGGAACUGGCGAAAAGAAAGCCGCAAGCACAGCAGCCCGAGAAUCCUUCUUCCUCUCCUUCGCCCACGAAAUGCGCGCCAAGGUUCCCAACGUUCCUCUAAUGGUAACAGGCGGUUUCCGUACGAGGGCAGGCAUGGAAGCAGCCCUUCGCGAAGGCGCUUGCGAUCUGAUUGGCCUUGGCAGACCUGCUAUUAUCAACCCUCUCUUACCUUCAACUAUUAUUCUUAACAAGGAGGUUACGGAUGAUGAUGCUAAGCUUUAUGCUAAGAAGAUCCAAACGCCCUGGUUUUUGAAGAGAUUUGGACCGAAGAGUAUCGGAACUGGAGUUGAACUUACUUGGUAUAGGAAGCAGUUGCAGUCGAUCGGGAAGUGA